AAGUUCUUAUGUGAAUUUUCGAGGACAAAAUGUUGCGUCUUAUGCCUGGCGCGAGAACCACCAAUAUUCCUACAUCUUUUAUAUCAUAUAUAUCUUAUCAUUUCUGAGCUAAAUAGCAGCUCAUUUUGGUUUUCUGCAAACAUUGCAUCUAAGAGCUGCUUGUUUUGAAUUUGCAUACAUGGCUUGAACUGGCUAACGUGAGAGAAAAAGUCGUGAAUGCUUUCAGAAAUCACCAAGAAAGUUUGAAAUGGGGCAAUGAAUUUCUGUAAAAAAUCUAACAGCCACGAUGAAUCACUUGAUUAUAACGAUGGUUGAAAUGAUGAUGAUGAUGAUUACUAUGAUGAUGAUGAUGAAUGAAUGAUGGUAUCAUAGUCCCAGUACCACACGACCGUCCACAGUAAACACUAGAAGAAGCUUAGCCGCGGCACAGCAAGCAUAAAGAUAACAGAUUAACUCAUUACUUAUAUCCGCUCAUUUACGAUAUUGAGCUACUACUCGAUCAUUUUGUGCCUUGUUUACAAGGAUAUGUCUAAAAACUUCAAAUUCUUGCUCUCCUAAAAGAGUGUUCAUUCAUCUCUUGAGCUUCUUGGGGACCAAACAUGGCGGAGAAAUCCGCUACUCUGGGCUAUUUGCACAUGCAAGUCAACCGAGGCGAGCUACAGAAAGUUCGUGUAAAGCUUUCUCGGGAGGCCUUGACAAUCCAGAAAGAAGGCGGUCCGCCAUACGCCUCACCAAAUGCUCAACAAGCUACCGGUUCAGGAAAUAAUCGCAGGGAGGUCCGUAUUGCUCGGAGAAAAGUGGGUGGACUGGGAAUGAGCAUAAGGGGUGGAAAAGAAAGCAACUUACCAAUAGCAAUAUCAAAAAUAUACAAGAAUCAGGCAGCUGCUGCUACUAGACAGUUAUAUGAAGGAGAUAUUAUUGUAGAGGUUAAUAAUCAAGAUAUGACAAAUGCCACUCAUGAUGAAGCAGUGGUGGCUUUGAAGGAAAGUGGUCCAGAGGUGGUGUUGGUUGUUGAGCAUCCAAGUACAGGGUCUUUGGGUCGACAAGAAAAACAAGCAAAUGGUAUUGUUAGAAGUAUUGAAGAAUCCAGUGAAAGGCAGCGCUUCAUGAAUAGUACGUCUUCAGAUUAUGGUGAAACAGAUUCCAUGUCAUCCAUGCAGAGUUGGACGGACAACAUCAUUCUCCCACUCACUUUUGCCUCAAUUUCAAGAUACAAGACUGGAGAAGAUAAUCUCAGGUCCAAUGCGUUUGAAGUGAGUUCAAUGGAUGGUGGUGCAUCAGUUGUAUUAUACAGUGAGAAUAGUGGAGAACUGUUAUCAUGGUAUACAGCCAUCAAGGACAGGAUAUCCAUGCUCCUGGAUCAGUCGAUUAACAUGUCCAACUCAUCACUACCUUCAGCCGAGCAGAUCAUCCACAUGUGCUGGGUCUGGGAACGUAUCCAAUCAACAACACACUGGAAUGUGUGGAAGCGCAAGUUUAUGACAAUUAAAGGCUGCGAAAUAGCCUUAUUUGAAAUGCCUCCGGUUGUAACACGUGACUGGCUUCAAAGUGAGAUCACUUUUAAUUUAAUGGAAAUUGUAUUCCAUGUUUGUCGGGAAGAUGAACUUCUUGACAAGAGAGAAAACUGUUUUUACAUUCAAACCUGUACAGGAGAGAGCUGCUACUUCAGUGUUGAUACACAAGCUGACUGUACAGACCUUUCUAACAGUGUACAUCGUGCUACUCAUAUCUCAGUCGCACAAGUAGAGUGUCGGACUUUUCCUGGCAAGUGGCAUGGACGUGCUGUCAAACUUGUACUAGACUUAAAGCGUGGUUUACGACUGUACAGUGCAGAGGAUAGGACGUUGCUAUGGCAAUACAGAUUUUCUUAUCUAAGAGGUUCAUCAGAUGACGGGCAUAAGAAAAUCACCCUUCUAUUUUCACCUGCUCCAGGGGGACCAUUUGACAGACAGGAACUUGAAUUUACCAAUAUGCAGCUAGUGCUGACAGUGAUGCACGCCUUCUAUGCUGCUAAAGUUGCUCAAGUGGACCCAAAAUUUGUAAUGGAAAAUUCCUUCUAAACUCAAGAGGAAUGACACAGAUUCUACUUGGUGGAGUUCGCAGGGUAAAUCUUAGCUAUAAUGACUGGCUCUUCUUUGGUCAGAUUGAUAUCAAUAGAAAUGGUGUUGCAUUAAAUGUUGCCAUUUAAAGAACUUUAAAGAAACCUAGGUAUUCCAGACUGCAAAUGAUACCUAAUAUUUUACAUAACUAACACAGGUAUCCCACUAGGGGAAAAUGUGGGACAACUACAUGUACAAAGGAUGGGAUAAAAAUAACCUUGCAUAUGGUUGCUAUGGAAAUGACAAAAAACACAGGUUUCCCAAAAGGGCAAAUAGGGGAGGUGGAAUUUAAAACGAAAAAAUGAUUAAUGGUGUAAAUUACAAUGAAAUUUAAUAGAAAUUGAUAUUGAAAAAUAUGGCUAAAUAAGAACAAAAAUAGUGCAAACAUUAAAAUUUCAAACUUGGCUUGCCGUUCAGGACUAGAUUACUAGAAUAUUAUUCUCCCUGAUGGGAGGUCAGUAUUGAGAAUAAUUCACCUGAACAUCUCAUCAUCUGCUCUCACAGUGCCAUGGGUUGCAUGCAGAGGCCUUAACACUCAGGAAUGCUUUCAGAUUCCAUAAUUUCUAUAUACCUAUUUCAAAACAGAUAGCCAUCGCUAAAGGCAAUAGGCGAAACGUUAUAGGUCAUUCCAAGAUCCAAGAAUAGCUGGAAUGACUUGUGUUUCUGCUUCUUAUUCUCGACAAGAACAUGGACCUUAGUAUUGAGACUGAUUCAAUGUUGUUUGUAUUCAACAAGACCAUUUCCAUGUCAGAAUGACCGCCUAUUGUCUUUGGCGAGGACAAACUUUUUUGAACAAGGUGUAUUUAUAGAAGCGGGUUAUUAGUGGUCAGCCCAAUCACCUGCCYGAGGGCAUAAAGCUGAACAACCCUGUAAUGAAGAUUACAGUUAGCUUUCAUCUAUCGUUACUACUCAAUUCACUAAACACCUUUAUUGUUGUUGAUAGGAUUUUUUUUUUUUUU
Messenger RNA from Actinia tenebrosa (Australian red waratah sea anemone), 3058 nucleotides. RefSeq names its product gamma-2-syntrophin. Gene Ontology annotation, cellular component: intracellular anatomical structure; dystrophin-associated glycoprotein complex. The record is from RefSeq and is a predicted model, not a curated record. Lineage: Eukaryota; Metazoa; Cnidaria; Anthozoa; Actiniaria; Actiniidae. Gene Ontology annotation, molecular function: structural molecule activity; protein binding.